Manis pentadactyla (Chinese pangolin) is the source of this 4185-nucleotide messenger RNA. RefSeq lists its product as uncharacterized. The record is from RefSeq and is a predicted model, not a curated record. The transcript has 4 exons. Lineage: Eukaryota; Metazoa; Chordata; Mammalia; Pholidota; Manidae. Bases 256 to 903 code for a protein of 215 amino acids.
AGAGAAGGGCUCGGCCCCAGGGGGGCCAGGGAGGGAGGGCUGGCCCCUGCAGACCCACCUCAGCCCCGGGGCCCUCCCUCCCUGCUGGUCCCGCAGUCUGACAUCUCCACCUCACUCUGCACCCUGUCCUUGCUUCCAGCCUGGCCACACCUGAGCUUAGAGGUGGCAUCUGGUUUAUAUUCCAGGACACAGAAGGACCUGCUUGGUGAGAGUCCAGGCUGCUCGGGAAGGUGCCAAGGUGCCAGGGAGACGGGGAUGCUGAGCUCAUCCUGGGCCCAGGUCCCCCCUCUGCUCCACCCGAGCUCAGGAGGGGGUUGCUACUGUCCCGGUGAGUCCAAGGGCUUUGUCCUGAUUGAGGGGGUGGAGCCACAUGCUGGUCUGGUCCUGACUCCACAUCAGGAGGUCUCUGCUGACGCUCCUCAUCCUAGGGCAGUGACCCUCCUCACCCCCAUUCGCAGAGUGACACUGCGAGGCUCAGACAACGGCAAGGGCUUCCCUGGAUCACAGCCCAUGAACUGUGGAGCCAAGUUUGGGUGUCAUCCUAGGAGACCCCCUACAGCCCUGCCCUGGACUGAGCCCCUGGGCAAGAUUCCCCCCUUGUCCAGGUACACGGGGUUCAGAGAUCCCCAAGGGCCUGUCAGUGUCGGCCCCUGGCGGUGGGCCCAUGGGCAGGGGGCAGGGCUAGAGGCCCAGGGCCCAGGAGGUGUGCUCGGAGCUGUGGACUUGAAAGACCUGAUGGAGUACAACAAAUCUGAGGCUGGGACCUGGGGCUUCAGGAACUCGGCUGUGCCAGGAGGUUCUAGGGCUGAGGACAAGAAAACCGCCUCAGCCCGCAGCUGCGAUGCACUUCUGAUCCGGACCCUGCAGAGCUGCCAGCCGCAGGUCCUUUGGGGCAGUGAGUGAGAGCGUUUAUGCAAAUCUACACUCCCCACCCCUCCCGCCCAGGCUCCUCAUUCAUCCAGACCAGAGUGGGGUCAAGAAUCUGUGACCAGUGGGAAGGAUUGGAGCCCUCCAGGUUUCUCCAGGCAACUCCUAUUUCAGGAAGUCGGCCGAGGCCGGAAGGUCUCUGGUCACAGCUGCCUUCCUGGGGGCUGAGCACAUGGCGCUGUCCCGAACCGUCCUGACAUGGGUCCGCUCCUGGCUGGCUCAGGGGGCCUGUGUGCUUCCAGGAGCCUCGCCCUGGGGCUGAGCUGGGCCCCCGAGACACCCAACAACACCCAACAACACACGAUCCGGGGCAGCGUGUCCUUGGGCAUCGUCACCUUCUUCCUCCUGCUUCCUGUUCCCGGUGUGCCCAGGGCACCCUGCAUCCACCCCUGGCAUCUCAUCAGAAUGUGGAUCUGUGUCAGUAGGAUGUUUGCCCAGCGUGUUGUGUGUGGCAGUGUGAUGGUUAAGCAGCCACCUGGUUUGGGAGAUUCCUCCCGAUUCGCUUUACCCAAGGUGUCUUCCUCCUUCAACACCAUGUCCCACAGCAGAGUAGCGAUUGGCAUUGCUGAUUGGCAUUGUCAAUCUUUUUGAUUCAUUUUCCCCAACAUUUAAAAACUGUGAACUUGUGACGUCCAGAAGCACACAGUGAGACGCCCUUCAGGGCCUAGGGUCACCAGGGCCACCUCUUUGCACUUCUGGGACUGGAAGGUUAGUGAUGUCUCCUACAAAGUGGAUCCUGUCAAUGAACCAAAGACAACCCAGAGACCAGAGCCGAGCCCUGAGCAGUGAGAACCCGCGUCCUUCUGCGGAGUCCCUAAGGGAGCCCGUGGAUGCUCCAUCCAGGGACCGGAGCCCAGAGCACCCCACCUCCCACCCCUGAGUGGACCCUGACAAAGGAGCUCUAGCCCUGAGGAGGACUGUGCCUGCAGGGUGUGGAGAGGCCGAGGGCGGGCGGCUCUGGGAGGCUCUGGGCCACUCUGGACAUGCCCAGGACAGAUGGACCAGCUCCCUGGGGACCGCUGAUGGACUGUGAGGUGGCCUGCAUUUCCCAGUGAUGCAUGCACUCACUGUGUCAGGGUCCCUACAGUGUCCUGCCUGUCCUUGUGUAAGCCUGAUGGUCAGAUCACAGUCACUGCAGUCAACAUUUUGAUGACUUUCCUGAAAUUCAAUCCGUGCACUAACUGUGGACCCCUCCAGGGCUGGUGUUCCCUGAGGCUCCGCCUGCAGAGCCCCAGCCUCUGUGCCGGCUGCUCCUGGUGCAGCUCUGCUGACCCCUGCUGGCGGAGGGGACUCAGCCCAGGAGCUUGCCUCCUGCAGCUUCCCCCAGAGCACCUGUCCCCUGAGAGGCUGUGGAGCAGAGAGUCCGGCCCUCCUUUCUGCCUGCUGGGACUCUGUUCUGCCCAGCCCAGCACAGGGAGGUCCCAUAUGCCGGGUGGAUAUGCACUACUUUGUACUUUGUAUUUGCUAGAAGAAUGCCAGCUGCGGGAUAAACUCCAUUGUUUUGCAAAGAUUCAAGGUCCAUGGAAACCUCAGACAAACCUUAGGCGCUUGAGGUUCAAGCCCAGUUCAGGUACAUAUGACGUUUUCUCCUAAUUUGAGCAGUUGGGGUGCAGGAGGAGUGUGUCAUUGGGCAUGUAAGAGGCAAUUCCAGGGAAUAAGCCAGCUUCUCUUGGCGUCUGCUAAGCACAUGAAGGGAUGAAGGUGUGGGGCAGGGACAGCAUUGACACAGAUGGGUUCAGAGCAGCCCCUGGCCCCUCCGUAGGUCACCUGGGUUGGGGCAAGGACUGGAGCAACUCAGGAGUGGUUACUACUCUUCCUCUACCCUCUUCCCACCUGCAGUCACUGGGGGCAAGGGUGCUACAUGUGCGUGUGGUCCUGGUCCUGUCUGGGGUCCCACGUUCAUGACCUGUCUCUGCUUUCCCCGUUGACCCUCAGCCUGGCUGAGUAGACCAGGGACACUGAGGGUGUGGGUGCCCUUGACAGAGAAGAAGGUGGGAGAGGGAGUGAGUUCCUAUGGUCCCUGGAGAGGGAGGGAGAGGAGGGGCUGGGGGACCCAAGGGCAGCAGCCGUCAGCUGCACCUGGUGAGGAAGGUGCUGAGGUGGAAGGGGAUUCCGGGACCUCAGCCCAAAGUCCCAGACCUGAAGGGACAGCUUUCUCCUGUCAGUUCUGCUGGUGGCCUGUGUGGGGCGCUACUGCACUUGGGACCAGGACCUGGGAGGGUCCAACCCUGCACAGGGUCGUAAGACUGUGAGAUCUCUGGAUUAUAACCAAGCAGGGUGGCCUUUUCAUGACCCUUUACAGUUGCUUAUGAAGUUAAAAGAAUUACGGGGAAGGUUACAAACAAUGUGUGCCAUCAUUUUAGAUGACUUGACUGAAGUGAAAAAAUUCCUAGAACAACGUAAAUUAUCAAUUGACUCAUGAUGAAAUAGAAAUCUGAAUAAGUCUGUGACAAUGAAGGAAACUGAAUUAGCAAUUGAACAUAAUCUUGCUAAGAAAGCAUGGCUCUCUGGUAAAUUCUAUACAAUAUUUAAGGCAAAAGCAAUACGGGUCCUCCCUGGACUCUUUCAGAAUGUAGAGCAGAGAGAACUCUAAGUGAUUCUCCGAGGUUAGCACUAAGCAGUACCAAAUCCAGACAAAGAUAUCCCAGGAAAACUACCAGUGAACAUCCCCAGUGACUCCAGAUGCUCAUAUUAUGUGGCCUAAACCUGUCCAUCAGGGUCUCCUCGUCCAAGGGAGCUGCCGUCACUCCAGCCCUCAUCCUCACUCCCCAUAUGACUCCAUGAUGUGAGCAUCCUUCAUGGAGUUGCUUAUGUCAGGCUUGCCUGCUUUCUCGCCAACUGCCUCUGUAAACAUACCCCACCCUAAAAGGCGUACCGGUGUGCACCUGAGCUGGACAGCACCCCAUGUGGAUGGACUGGACUAUAUGGGGGACUGGACACAGAGCCCCCGCGGCUAGCCCGUCCCAGAGGUCCCUGACACUGGACCACAGAUGUGUGCUCAGAGUCGUGCUCCUGCUCAUCUGCUGCGCUCCUGCCCCCUCACAGAUGCACCACUCACUGGAACUGUCCCUGCUGCACUGUUUUCCCUUGGGACAGAUGAGAGGCUGACUGGGACAGCCUGGACCUGAACCAUCUGUUGUGACCAGUAUGAGAUGUAUUGACCCAUGAUAUGUAUGAUUUUUAGAUAUGCUUAAUCCCCCCUUGAGUGUUUUGUGAAAGGAAAUUGCAAAAUAAACCAUGUGAUUCGUGCAACCACAA